Molecule: messenger RNA, 2076 nt
Organism: Neltuma alba
Lineage: Eukaryota; Viridiplantae; Streptophyta; Magnoliopsida; Fabales; Fabaceae
Product: protein trichome birefringence-like 5
Exons: 5
Coding region: 98-1831 (577 amino acids)
Cellular component (GO): Golgi apparatus
Molecular function (GO): O-acetyltransferase activity
Source: RefSeq, a predicted model, not a curated record
CCCCCACUUUCUUCUUCCUCUGUAACUGUCGGAGCCGGCGACGCCUCCUCCGGUCUUCAUCUCUCUUCCCUGAACAUGCUCUUCCACCAUUUCCCACAUGGCAACUUCCGUCACCCAGAGGAGGAGCCUUUAUACCGUCACCACCCUCUUGUUCCUCGCCUUGUUUCUUCUCACUAUGUUCGUUUUUAGCAGAAGAGCUCUAGAAUCCGCCCUCUCACUUCGUCCUGAUAUCUUCUUUCGAGCUUCCCCUUCUCUCCAAGAUUCUCCAAUCUCAUCUUCUGAGCACACUGCCACUGCCUUGAAUUUUACUUCUGACCCGGGAAAUGUGGAUUCUCCAUCUAACCACUCUGUUUAUAAGAAUGUUCAAACUGGACCGGUUGAACUCGAUUCUAACUCUGCUGGGUUCGAUAAAGAAGAAUCUGGUAAUGAUAAGAAUGAGAAAGCUUCUGACAGCAAAACCACUGUCUCUAGUGUGGAUAGUCUUCGCGAGUCUGGCUCGGAUAAUGAGAUUUCUGUUAAUAGUCCGAUCGAACCAGUUUCUGAUAAGGAAUUGAAUGUGACAAUGGCGGGUAAUGAUCGUGUCUCAGGCAUCGACAAUGAAGUUUCUGGUCGCGAUAAGAAUGGCGCUGAUUCUAAGAACGGGUCCACCGACGCAAUUGCGGUUGAUGUUCACGAUUCUAGCACUGAUGGUACUGACAAUGAAGUUUCUAAGAAUGAUGCUGAUAAUGUAACCACUGGCAAAAUAGCUGAUAAUGUCGGCGAUCCCGCGUUGGAGAAGCAGUUGAAGUGUGAUUUGUACACUGGAACUUGGGUGAAGGAUGAAAAUUACCCAAUUUACCGACCGGGUUCUUGCCCUUAUGUUGACGAAGCUUAUGAUUGCCAAAUCAAUGGAAGGACUGACACAGAUUAUACAAAAUGGCGGUGGCAGCCUGAUGGCUGUGAUCUUCCCAGGUUUAAUGCCACAGACUUCUUGGUAAGACUAAGAGGUAAAAACUUGAUGCUGAUAGGAGAUUCUAUGAAUCGGAAUCAAUUUGAAUCAAUUUUGUGCAUGCUCCGUGAAGGUCUUCAAAAUAAGAGCAAAAUGUAUGAGACCCAUGGGUACAAAAUAACCAAAGGACGGGGUUUCUACAUUUUCAAAUUUGAGGACUAUAACUGUACAGUACAAUUUGUGAGAUCUCAUUUCCUUGUGAGGGAAGGAAUUCGUAAAAAUGCACAAGGGAACUCAAACCCAACAUUAUCAAUAGACCGGAUUGACAAGACGUCUGGCCGUUGGAUGAGGGCUGAUAUUCUUAUCUUUAACACUGGGCACUGGUGGACCCAUGGAAAGACUGCUCGAGGGAUAAAUUAUUACAAAGAAGGUGAUUAUCUUUAUCCACAGUUUGAUUCAGUUGAGGCAUACAGAAGGGCUCUAAAGACCUGGGCAAAUUGGAUUGAUCGUAACAUCAAUCCAAAGAAACAGAUAGUCUACUAUCGUGGAUAUUCUUCUGCCCAUUUCAGAGGUGGAGACUGGGACUCAGGUGGGUCAUGCCGGGGUGAAACCGAUCCAGUUUUUACUGGGACGAUCCUUAACAGCUAUCCGGAAAAAAUGAAGAUAGUGCAAGAAGUGAUUAGGGGGAUGAAAGUUCCGGUGAAGUUAUUAAAUGUCACAAGACUGACCAAUUUCCGCAAGGAUGGCCACCCAUCUGUAUAUGGAAAGUACACAAUUCCAGGGAAGAAAGUAUCCACAAGAAAGCAAGAUUGUAGCCAUUGGUGUCUUCCCGGGGUACCUGAUGCUUGGAAUGAGCUCAUUUAUGCCACUUUGGUUCUUCACCAGACUAGGACAACUAGUUAACACCUUUUGUUUUUCUCUUAAAAAAAAAAAUUAUUUGUUAUUUAUUAUUUAUUUAUUUUUCCCCGUGUUUUAGGCAGGAUAUGUCAACUACAAAAGAUUGAGGUAGUGCAGCAAGGGGGCAAAAAAAAAAAAAAGGACUUCCCCCUUGAAUUUUACUCUUGACAUAUCUUCACGUUUAUUUCCUGUCGGAUUUUUGUUGGGAUUUCUUAUUUAUUACACAUGAAGAGAUAUAGUCGUUGCCCAUA